AACAUGCUUUUCAAACAAAAUUUAUAAUAUUUUUGGUAUUCUUGGUUUGAUCAUUUAGAUAGAGUAGCCUAUCAAUUAACCAGUAAUAACAAUGGUUAAGUAGUAAAUAGUAAUCGUUCUAUUUUUGUACGUUUUCCCGUGUAUUAUUGCUUAUAGUUAAUACUGUUAAUAGUUUGUAAUGUUUGUAUUUGUAUGGGUACAACGGUUCAGUGUUCAGUUAUAACUUAUAAUUUGCACUUUAGCUUGCUUUCGAUGAUUCCAGAUUUCUGAUUUGUAUGGAUAUUAUUACUCACUGACCACUGUUGUAAAAUAGUAUGGCAUAUUAACUAAUAACUUUUAAACUCUUGAAGAUUAAUAAUUUUGGCCACGGCUAUUGUAUACAUUUAACACCAUGAAUCGUACUAAUAAGAUUCCUUUUUGUUCUCGAUGUCAUACAAAUUACCAUAUUGGAGAUGUAAAUGGAUCAAAGGUUCCGAUGUUGUUAGCUUGUGGACAUGACAUGUGUAGAAGUUGUAUUAAGUUCAUGUUCAGGAAGAAGAAACAAGUUAUUUGUGAAAUUUGUAAAACUGAUAGCACGAUUAAAUGUGAUGAUGAAUUGACGAACAUACCAAUACACUAUUUUUUAGUUGGUAAAGUAUGGCAUUUAUCACAUAACAGAAAGCUUAAAAUACAUCAAGAUAUUUCUAAUCUAAGAAUGACAGAUUUACCCUCAGAGUCUUUAAACAAAAUUGAAGAAAAUUGUCAAACUUGUCAAAAAUAUGCAGAUUUCUUUUGUCAACAAUGCAAUGAGGUAUAUUGUAAAGAUUGUUGUCAAGAGAUUCAUUUUGAAAAUCAAAUAAUGUUACAACAUGAUUUAAAAAAAUUAGAUACCACACACCUCAAAUUUCUCCAAGCAUCGAAAUGUGAUCUUCAUUUGAAAUUAAUUGAUUUUAUUUGUAUUACAUGUGAUAGACAAAUGUGUUCAAUUUGUGCUAUUGAUAAUCACCGACAUCAUGAUGUUCAAGAUUUAAAAAAAUAUAAUAUGAGCCAAAUACAAAGCUUAAAUGAAUAUUUAUUGAAAGGAGACAUUUUACUUAAAAAGUUGAAACAUUAUAGAGAUAAAUUCAAUGAUAAAGUAAAAAAAUACCGAUGUCAUAAUUUGAAGAAAAAUAAGAGCUUUGAUCACAUAAAACGACUUUUGUCAACGUACGUUUCGUCUGUAAUUGGUGCUUUCCAAUGUUUUGAACAACAGUUAUUUAAUGUGAUGGAUCAAGCCGAAGAGUCUUCCGCCAAUUCUAUGAUCCAAAUAGUCGACCAAUUAAACAGUUUCAUAGAAAAACUGCAAACCAAAUUGAAUAUUGUGGAUGUGCUGUUGAAGAACAAUCAGUAUUCGUCUAAUGCGAUUAUGGAUUACAUUUCCGACAUUAAAUGCAUGCUGGAUACGACUUAUUACUUAGCUAAGAAGAGUAUAACCAAACCAUCAAUCAAGUUUAAUUUUAAUAUUUUCAACACCAUCCAACAGUCUGUGAACUUCAAUAUCGAUUUAUCCGACCGUUACGUACUGGGAUGUUCGCCUCACUUUUUGCCCGAAUACACCCUAACCGCGAUGAUUGGAUUAAACUCAGAUGACAACUCGUUGGCCGAAAGACCGCCGUCAUCCGUUUCUAGUAUGUUGUCCUGCUACAGCAAUUAUUCGGCUUUUUCCGGAAACACCACCUCCGCUUCCGGUGACGCCGCCGCUUCUUCUAAUGACGCCACCACCAAUUCUGAUAAUGCCUUUGCUGCCAGUGAUUCCAUCUCAACUUCCAUCGUUGACAGUCCACCGCAAUCGCAGGUCAUCAAGGAGAUCGUGAGAUCCAAAAUUGAACCCGUGAUCGUGUCACACAUUAACAGCCCGUCUGACUUCUACUUACAACUUGUUGCUAACAAGGCGGUGUUAUAUAUGGUUGACGACAAUGUAAACAAACACGUCAAGUCAGAAGACGGCGCUGUACCGGUAGAUCACGUGGAAAUGGACAACACUGUGUAUGCUGUACAAACAUCAACUAAUGAAUGGCACCGAGGUGUUGUUCUCCAUUCCUACAAUGAAGAUGGUAAAGAUUUAUUUAGAGUUCACUUUAUUGACUAUGGUUUCAUGGAGAUAUUAACAGCUGACAGAAUUAGAAGUGUGCCGUCAAGUGUUGUCUCAAUACCAUCAUUAGCCUACAAUUGUGCUUUCUACGAUUUGAAGCCAAAAUCAACAACUGGAUGGUCAAACGAAGCAUACAUAUUAUUCAGUGAUUUAAUGUUAGUAAAGACAGGUUCAUUUUUUGUGUACCCUUUGAAUUUAAAUGGCCAACGUAUCGAAGUUGAUGUAGUGUGGAAAGAAGAGAAUUAUCCACUGUCCAUACGUGAUGCUAUGUUUUUUUUGGGAUUUGGAUCUUAUGAGUAUUAUGUAAACAAAACAUUACAUGAACAACUUGUAAAAAUGAUAACAUUACCUGAUAGUUUAAAACUAGAAGAAAAAGAAAGAUAUCCUGUAGUUCUAUGUCACGUCAUUUCACCGACAGAGUUUUAUUUGCGAACAACUGAUGAUACUGCCCAAUUAGAAGAAGUCAUGGAUGCACUGAAAACAAUAUACACACCUACUGCAAAAAAUACACAUAAGAGCUAUUUAUUAUAUACGCCACAAAUUGGUAUGGCUGUUGCAGCUAGAUAUUCUCUUGACGGUGUUUGGUAUCGCGCAAAAAUAACAAGUUUGCCUGAAUCGCGCUUGGUUACUGUUUUUUAUAUAGAUUUUGGCAAUUCAGAAACAUUGCCAUGGAAUGAGUUAAGAGUACUCGAUAAAGAACUCAUUAAAACACCACCACUUGCAAUAAAAGCUUCAUUGGCAGAUGUUUAUCCUGCUGUAGAUGGUAUAGAAAGCACCAAAUGGAGUGACAAUGCUUAUGCUGCAUUUUUAAAAUUUUCAAAGAUUGAUUAUGCUGAGGAUAACUUGAUAGCUUUCAUACAUGAAGUUGAUGGCGACACCCACAAAAUUGUUUUAUAUAAUCAUACAUCAAGAACUGAGUUUUGCUUGAACAGUCAACUUGUAUCUCAAGGUUACGCUACUACAGUGGAUCCUGGAUUAUGUGUAUUUAAGAAAAAAAAUAUAAGAAAACAAAUGAAGCUACCAGUGUUACAUGUAAACUGUAGAAAUAAAGAAGUAAUAUUACCAAAUGAUGACCCUUUAUCAUUCAUUAAGCAGCGGUCAGUUACUGAAAAUGAAAAUCAUGAUUGGAAAAAUAAAGAUAAUAAAAAGAAAUUUCCUGGUGUCCCAAUGACAAUCAUUAAAGUUGUCAGUCCUGAUGAAAUAAUAUUAAAAAAAAUGAAUUACAAUACUGAGAAACUAACUGGAAAUAUGAACAAAGUCUAUGCUAAUAAAAAAAAGAAGACACAAAAAUUAGUUUGGAAAAUAAAUGAUUUAUGUGCAAUAUUUAUUAAUAAAUAUGGAAAUUGGUAUAGAGGAAAAAUUUUAAAUAUAGAUUUAAUAAAACAAUUAGUUACAGUUUAUUUAUAUGACUUAAAUGAAACAAUUGACAAAAUAUCUAUUAAAUCUUUACAUAUACUUGAAGAAAAUUGUGCUAAAGAGAAGUGUGGAAUUCUGCACUGUGGUUUGUACAAUUUAGUUCCUUUGGGUGCUUCAAAUGGAAUAUGGCCUAAAUUUACUUGUGAUCGUUUGAUUGAAAAAUUAAAAAAAUAUCCUCUAGUAUAUUUUUCAAGAAUGAAUGCAAAAGAACAGGAUAUUGCCUUAGGAGAUAUAUGGGUCAGAGAAAUAAAAAUGCCACGAGCUUUGGAACCAUUACAUGAACGUUGGAUUAGCAUGAGCAGAUUUAUGAUAGAACAAGGUUUUGCUUUAAAUAAUAAACAAGAUAAAAAGGAUGGUGGAUAUUCAGACUCUCAAUCAGAAUCCGAAUUCAAUUACUCUAUUGAAACUAUAGAAAAUGAUAAAUUUGUUAACUGUUGGCUACCUCCUGCCUGUUUGGACAAAUCUGAAUUUAAUGCUGUUGUAACCAAUGUUGAUAUGGAAUGCCACAUCUAUUUACAAAAUAUGGAUAAUGAAACCCCUCAAUUAUUACAGCUUGUUUCAAAUGAAUUGAAUGAAAUGUUUUCUAAUAGCCAACCAGAACCAUUCAAUAUGCAAUGGAGUGAAGGACAAUCGGUUAUAGUUCAAUACCAUCUAGACAAUAUGUGGUACCGAGGAACGAUUUUAAAAAAAGAUGAAAAUGGAGAGUUCUCCGUACUGUUUAAUGAUUAUGGCAAUGUCGAAACAUGUACGCACGAAAAACUUAGGUCCACCUUGUACAUGACCGACGUCCCUCAACUGUGCGUCAAGGGAUACUUCAGCACUAUUUUACCGAUUACGAAAAGCGGAAAAUGGCCAUUACCGUCACUCGAUUUUAUACACUACUUGCUUGUCGGAAAAACGUGUAAAAUAACUAUUGACAAAAGUCUGACAACCGACGAUAUCUAUGCAAUCAAGUUUAUGAAAGAAAUUCAAGACCAUAUUGACGUGUGUCAAUAUCUGGUGACAAACAAAUUUGCAUUCUUCGAGUAUGUAUCGUCGUCGAUCAUUGAUUUGGUCCCGGACGAUGAAAAUAAUUUUCACGCGACUGAUGAUAGUAACUACGAUGAUUAUGGACAAACCAACGAUGACAGUGAACAAACCAACGGCGACGGUGGACAGACCAACGGCGACGGUGGACAGACCAACGGCGACGGUGGACAGACCAACGACGACGAUGGACAAACUUACGUUGAGUACGAAUCAAUCUUUGACAAUGCAACAAUGAUGACGACGUAUUCGGUAGACGAUGAGCAAGGGAACAAUGUUAGUACGCUGAACACAUCAGCGGUGAUGUUAGACGACGGCGAGGAAUCCGAUUACUUGAAGUUCUGUCUGGAAGUCAACGAAGUAAUCGAGGGCACCAUGUGCCGCAUUAACGGACCAACUAGCUUCACGUUGAUGAUAACAAAGAUCGGCGGUGCCGACUUUAGCGUCGCCAAGAACCAAAUGUACAACAUGAUAUAUGAUAAAUGCGGCACUCUGCCACCACUCGACCACGUCGUACCAGGCCGUGCUGUCGUCGUUUUUCACAACGGGCUGUGGAAACGCGGUAUCAUUGAAAAUGGUGGAAACUCGGUGUUGUUAGUCGACUUUGGCAUAUCCAUCAAGUUGAUAAAAAAAAAUCUAAGACCGUGUCCCGCAGAGCUUUUCCAAUUCCCGAUGUUCACGAUCGACUGUCAGCUGGUAAAUGUCAGACUGGGCGACGACGCCUACGCCAAAGACGUCGUUGAUAAAUUGUCGAAAACGUUGAGGGGCAUCAAUUUAAAGAUCGUCGGAAUCAGCGAAUCGGACAACGACGUCGUUGGCGUGGAGUUGUAUAACAGCAAAGAAGAAAUUGCAUACCAGCCGCUGAUCGACGCCAAAUUACUAAUUCCCGCGUGAUGAGUUUUUAAUUUGAAACUCGUCCGCGAUAACGUCGAUUUAACCGCACGUUUGCUCAUAGUAUGCUAAGUUACUUAAAAGACAAUUUUGUUGAUUUAUUGAAAUUAUGUAACCCACGGUGAAACGUAUUGAUUUUGUAUUUUAAUAUAAUACACUCGCGGUCGGUCUUAUGAUUGUCGCUCGUGGACUACCUAUACUAAGACAAUCGCCUGUAAUUUUAUAUAUUUCGAUUUGCGAAAAAAAAAACGAGCUUAUUAUUAUCUAUGAAUAUAUAUACUUUUAUUAGAUUUACUGUUAUUCGUGAUUCGUUUGAAGUACCUACAUCAAACGAAUACUAAUAGACUAACUGUUUUUGUUACAUUUAAUGAAAAUUUUUUAUAUAUAUAUAAUUUUUUUUAAUUAAUUAAUUUCUUUU
Melanaphis sacchari is the source of this 5861-nucleotide messenger RNA. Its product is annotated as RING finger protein 17-like. The record is from RefSeq and is a predicted model, not a curated record. Gene Ontology annotation, molecular function: zinc ion binding. The transcript is spliced from 29 exons. The coding region runs from base 392 to 5446 and encodes 1684 amino acids. NCBI's taxonomy places the organism in Eukaryota, Metazoa, Arthropoda, Insecta, Hemiptera, Aphididae.